UAUAGUGGUUGGGAUUGAUAGUUCUUUUGAUGGUUUAGACAAAAAAACUGUAGAUAAAUUAACAAGAGGUUGUAUGUCAAGAUCUUUGUCUUGGUAUUCCUCAUAUAACCAACAACUUGCUACAAAAUUAAUAGAAAAUUUUGCAGCAGAAGAAAAUACCAUGACUCUGAAAAAAUAUCAACAAGGAUAUCCACGAUUUGUUAAUAACAUGCAACUACAUGUAAAUGAACUAUCCUUCAACAAAAAUACAUGA
Messenger RNA from Racocetra fulgida, 253 nucleotides. The record is from the annotation of a GenBank genome assembly. Lineage: Eukaryota; Fungi; Glomeromycota; Glomeromycetes; Diversisporales; Gigasporaceae.